UGAGCAAGCCUCGCUUGAAAACUCGGGCAGCCCGGUUUGGGUCUCACGCCCAUGCGAUCGCGACCAUGGAGGCACUGGCCCAGAGCCUUCUGUCGGAGGAAAACACGCUCGACGGCUUGGCGGAAGGCACGCCAGCCCAGCUCACUCGUUUGCUGCAGCGCCUGGGGCGACAGAAGCGACACAAGUUGGUGCUGCGCAUCCUGCGAGCUGCACAGGCUUAUGGGCUCGAGACCAAUGUGGUGCAUUGGAACCAGCUGCUUUGCAGCCUGGAGCGGCAGAAGCUGUGGCAGGAGACCCUGCUGCAGCUGCGGAGCCUGCAGAGCCGCCAGCUCCAGGCCUCCGCCUUCUCAGCGAGCAGCGCCUGCGGCGCUUGCAGCGGUGUGUGGCAGUGGGCGCUCAGGGCGCUGCCGGAGAGGAGGGCCAGGGACACCGUCUGCUUCAACGUGGCCAUAUCUGCGUGUGCCAGCGAGGCGUGGCCUGCCGCGCUGCACCUCCUGCGAGAGAUGCCUUCGGCCGAGGUGGCUGUGGAUGAAGUCAGCUAUAAUGCGGCCAUCAGCGCUGUGAGCUGGCCCAUGGCGAUUGCCCUGCUUGCGGAGAUGAAAGAGGUGAAGCUGCGGGCAGAUGCGGUUUCCUAUGGCGCUGCACUGAAAGGCAGCAGCUGGGCAGCGGCUGGCCAGCUUUUGCAGAAGAUGCACCAGGACCAGGUCCAAUUAGACCUGAUCGCCUGCAAUGCGGCCAUUUCUGCCUGCAGUGCUUCGAGCAGAUGGACCGAGAGCCUGGCGCUGUACGCCUCCCUCGAAACGCCGGACGAGGUGUCCCUCAGCAGCACCCUGCUGGCGUGCCAGAAGGCAGCGCAAUGGGAGAUGUCGCUGUCAGUGUUGAGUGGGGCGCGCCGCCGGAGCGGCACUGCGUUGAACCACGUGGUAGGCGCCUGCGAGAAGGCAUCACAGUGGCAGGCCGCACUGUUGCUGGCCAUGGAGGACAGUGCAGUGCAAAGCGAUGCCAUCACCUACAACGCCGUGAUCAGCGCUUGCGACAAGGGCCACCAGUGGCUGAGGGCGGUGGAAGUCCUGGAUUCCAUGGCCAGGCGGCGGCUGCAGCGGGACCGGAUCUCCUUCUACUCCGCCAUCCACGCCUGUGAGACCUGCGGCGCUUGGUCUUGCGCCCUGGAGCUCUUGGAACAGAUGCUGCGCCUCAGUGUGGAGGACUGCUUGGGCGCAGACAGCCUGCAGCGCCGGGACUAUGUGCACGCAUUCCAGGCUGGCGACCCCAUCGACUGCUUCAAGCACGUGGUGGUGCUGGCUCUCUGGCAGCACCUGGUGGCUUCUUCCAGCGGCGGCCUCGACUGCUUGGAUCUGCACGCGGGGGCGGGGCGCUACGACCUGCGCCGGGGCGACAGUCAGUUCCACAGGAACUUCGAAGACGGGGUUCUGCACCUGGACCGCGCCCUCGGCGUGGGCGCAUCCUUCACGGUCAUGCAGUACCUCCAAACUUUGCGCCGCAACGGGGCAGAUGAGGAAGGGCUACGGUACUACCUCGGCUCCUGCGGUUUGCUGCAGCAGUGGCUGCGGCCGCAGGAUCGAGCUUGGUUCUUCGAGGCCUCGGAGGGGGUGAUGCAGCAGCUGCAGACCCAUUGCCACGGCGGUAGCGGGAUCACAUUGUUGCAGGAGGACUCCUACCGCUGGCUGCUGUCGCAAGACAUUUCCAGCGUCGGCCGGGGGCUGGUGCUCCUGGACCCGCCCUACGAUUCGGUGGACUCGUACCACGUGUGGAACAUCUUCAUGCUGAAGUGCCUGCGUCAGAGGUGGCCGGACAUGGUCCUGGUUCUGUGGUACCCCUGCAUCGACGCGGCCCAGACACAGAAUUUGCACCUCCGCCUUGCCGAGCUAGGUGAGGAGGUGCUGAUUGCAGAGAUGGAGGUCCAGCGACCCCAUGAGGAUCAGCAGUCGCGCGCCGGUAUGGCCUUGCUUGGGGCGCCCGUUGACUUUCAGCAUCCGCUGGAGUGCGAACUCUCGACUUUGGCGCGAAUGCUGGCAAGCAGCCCUCACGACAGGAAGGUCGAGCCAUUCAUUUCCUGGCUGGGGAAAAGCGGCUCGCUUGCGCCCGGCGUGCUUGCGUCUCGAGUCGCUACGAAGUUGUGCGCAGGUUGAAAC
Effrenium voratum is the source of this 2153-nucleotide messenger RNA. The record is from the annotation of a GenBank genome assembly. NCBI's taxonomy places the organism in Eukaryota, Dinophyceae, Suessiales, Symbiodiniaceae.